Molecule: messenger RNA, 570 nt
Organism: Symbiodinium sp. CCMP2592
Lineage: Eukaryota; Dinophyceae; Suessiales; Symbiodiniaceae
Source: the annotation of a GenBank genome assembly
AUGGCAUGUGGCUUCUUGGUGCCGUGCGUGGCGGGUAUGCCCGGGUUUUCGGCUGGCCGGUUUCCUUUGCCUCAAAGCGGUGCUACUACCAUCGGCAGAAAAGCUACAUGCUCAAUUGUGUGCCAGGACGAGACGGUGAGCGGCCUGCACUGCACCGUUUUCAGCGAUCUGGCGGUCACUCCACGAGUCGAACUGGAGGAUGUCAGCACGAACGGCACUUUCCUGGAUGACAUCAAGCUGCAAAAGGGUGUCAUGGUUCCGCUGGCGGCUGGUGCCGUGAUUCGUCUGGGUGCAAGGAUCCGAUUCCGGCUGCAGCUGUGCACUGAGCCGCUUGUCCUCACGAGUCGAACUAGGCUUGAGGGCGCUGAUGACCUGCGAUGGCAUGGGACGAAAGCAGGUCGCCGGCAGAGACUCCUGAACCUCGCAACUCCAAUCGGCAGGCGGUUCCAGCUAUCGGAAGGGUGGCCCCCAAUUCUGCAGUUUCAGUGGACGGUUCUCGUCAUUUCCUCUAUGUUUGCUUGUGUUCCUUGCCUUGAUGUCUACACUCUUUAUGCUGGCUGUUGUAGAUAA